AUGGGUCAGUUCUACUCAGCACCAGCGAAGAAGGAGGUGAAGUGGUACAAUGACUUCGAGGAGACGAUCCCUUCGCUCUCCGGCAAGGUUAUUGCCAUCACGGGUUGCACCACAGGGACGGGGUUUGUGGCAGCGAGGACGUGCGCGAAGAAGGGAGCUACUGUCCUGAUGCUCAACAGGAAGAGCGAGAGGUCGGAGGAGGCGCUGAAGAAGAUCAAGGAGGAGUUCCCGGAGUCGGAGGUCGUGUGGGUAGAGUGUGACUUGCAGUCCUUCAAGAGCGUGCGAGCAGCAGCGGCAGAGAUCAAGAAGAAGUAUUCGGGAGGGAUCGACGUCUUGUGCAACAAUGCGGGGAUGAUGAUGAUGGACAGCCAGACUGGAGAGGACGGCUACGAUCUGGAGGAAAUUGGGUUGGGGGGAAAGAGGCUGACGCGUGGGUGGCAGAUGACUGUAAACCACCUGUCACACUUCUUGCUGACGAAAGAGCUCUUCCCGCUGCUGUCGAAGAAAGCAGAGUCGACGGGAGAUGCAAGGAUCGUGAAUCAUUCCAGCGGAGCAAGGAAGAGGCCUGAAAAGAAGCUGGAUCCCGAGUACCUGAGCAAGAAGACUACGGACUUGGGUGGAAACGACUUGAACUCCCGCAUUACGCGGUACCAGCAGACAAAACUUUCCAACUGCGUCUUCACCUUUGCCUUGCACGACAAGCUUCAGGCGAAGAACAGCAAAGUGAAGGUGCUAGUUGCUCACCCAGGCUUGUCUGCCACCAACCUGCAGGCGAGCUUGACUUAUGGACGAGGAGGAGGCGGGGGAGGGAGGACGAGGACGAGGAUGUGA
Messenger RNA from Guillardia theta CCMP2712, 831 nucleotides. RefSeq lists its product as hypothetical. NCBI's taxonomy places the organism in Eukaryota, Cryptophyceae, Pyrenomonadales, Geminigeraceae. The record is from RefSeq and is a predicted model, not a curated record. The transcript has 6 exons. Bases 1 to 831 code for a protein of 276 amino acids.